This is a messenger RNA of Acanthosepion pharaonis, 1080 nucleotides long. The record is from the annotation of a GenBank genome assembly. Lineage: Eukaryota; Metazoa; Mollusca; Cephalopoda; Sepiida; Sepiidae.
AUGUUUUCUCUUCUAUGUUUUUCUUCUUCAUUCUUUUUCUUUCUUCAUCCGUGUGAAUCUUUUUCUUGCAUUCACUUUUUAAUCUUUCUUCAUUUUCUUCUUUUACUUAUUUCUUUUUUCUUCAGUUUCUUCUUCUUCUUUGUCUUUUUUUUACAUUUAUUCUUCUGCAUUUAUCUUCUUUCUUUACAUCCAUUAAUUCUUUUCUUUCUCUCUCUCUCUCUCUUUUCUUUUCUCUCUUUUCUUUUUCUCUCUUCUUUUUUCUCUCUUUCUUUUCUUUCUUCUUCUUUUCUUUUUCUCUUUUCUUUUCUUUUUCACUCUUCUUCUUUUCUUUUUCUCUUCUUUUCUCUCUUCUAUUUUAUUCACUCUUUUUCUUUUCUUUUUCUCUUUUUUCUCUUUCUCACUUCUUUGCUUUUUCUUUCUUUUUCUCCUUUUUCUCUCUUCUUUUUCUUUCUUCUUUUCUUUUUCUCUCUUUUCUUUUUCACUCUUCCUCUUUUCUUUUUUCUCUUCUUUUCUCUCUUCUAUUUUAUUCUCUCUUUUUCUUUUCUUUUUCGCUCUUUUUCUUUUCUUUUUCUCUUUUUCCUCUUUCUCUCUUCUUUGUUUUUUUCUUUUCUUUUUCUCUCUUCUUUUUUAUUUUCACUUUUUCUUUUUCUCUAUUUUCCUUUGCUUUUUCUCUCUUCUUCUUUUCCAUUUCCUCUUCUUUUCUUUUUCUUUUCUCUUUUUUCUCUCUUCUUCUUUUUUUACACCUUCAUUUAUUAUUCCACCUCUUUCAAGCUAUUCCCACCCUCAGUUUUUCUUCUCUCUCUCUCUUUCUUUCUCUCUCUCUCUCUCUCUCUCUCUCCAUUUAUUGUCUCAGCCAUCCCUUCCUUUGCCUCUGUCACUGUCUAUCUUCCUCUCUUUUAUCUUGUUUCUCCUCAUCUUUGUUGUUUACACCUUCUCUGGUUUCUUUGCAGCCACAUUACUCUCCUACAUCUUCUGCCUCCCCCUGUCUGCUUCUGUCUUCUCCCCGCCCCACCUCGUCACCCCCCCUCUCUCUCUCUCUCCGUCACCCACUCUUUCACUGUAUCCUUUUCCUUCCAUUAG